Acanthisitta chloris (rifleman) is the source of this 1674-nucleotide messenger RNA. It is a transcript of the gene GGT5, whose product is annotated as gamma-glutamyltransferase 5. Bases 1 to 1674 code for a protein of 557 amino acids. Lineage: Eukaryota; Metazoa; Chordata; Aves; Passeriformes; Acanthisittidae. Gene Ontology annotation, biological process: inflammatory response; leukotriene D4 biosynthetic process; glutathione catabolic process. The record is from RefSeq and is a predicted model, not a curated record. The transcript has 12 exons. Gene Ontology annotation, cellular component: plasma membrane. Gene Ontology annotation, molecular function: leukotriene-C(4) hydrolase activity; glutathione gamma-glutamate hydrolase.
AUGAACACGGGGAAGAUCUGUUGCCUGGUGCUGCUGACCCUGGGGGUGCUGGUGGUGGUUGUGACACUUGUGGUCACCCUGACUCAACCCAAGUGCGGUCCCCAGCACUACCUGCACGGUGCCGUGGCUGCUGACACCGAGACCUGCUCUGCCAUCGGUCGGGACAUCCUGAAAAGUGGAGGCACAGCGGUGGAUGCAGCCAUUGCUGGCUUGAUCUGCACCUCGGUGAUGAACCCCCAGAGUUCAGGCCUGGGUGGUGGGGUCAUAUUUACCAUCUAUAAUGCCAGCACAGGAAGAGUCGAGGUGAUCAACGCCCGUGAGACAGUCCCACGGGAGUCUCCACGCAAUUUAUCGUAUGACUGUGGUACUGGUUUCCCCAUUGGUUCGCGCUGGAUCGCUGUGCCAGGAGAGCUCCGUGGGUACGAAGCAGCCCAUAAGCGUUACGGACGCUUACCAUGGAAAGCCCUGUUUGAACCAACCAUCAAACUCCUUUCAGAGCCACUUGUCAUUUCCCCAGUGUUGUACAAAAUAAUCCAUCACCCAGCCUUCUCCGGUCCAGGAAAAAGCCUGUGCCCACUGCUGUGUGAUGGUCAAGGGUUUCUGAAGCUUGGAGAGACCUUCAGGUGGCCAGCACUGUGGCGAACACUGCAAACUGUGGCAGAACAUGGAGCUACAGCAUUUUAUGAAGGGCAAAUAGGAGAGGCACUGGUGGAGGAUGUUAGGAAAGCUGGGUCCAGUCUCUCGCUGGAGGACCUUCGGGCGUACAAAGCAGAGGUGUCCUCAGCUCUGAACAUCACCCUCAACAACCACACCACAGUGUUUGCUCCAGGACCACCCAUGGGAGGGGCAGUGCUCAUGUUCAUCCUCAAGGUAUUAGAAGAGUAUAAACUCCAUGAAGCAUCACUGGCGACACCCGAGGAGAAGGUAGAAACCUACCAUCGCAUUGCAGAGGCCUUGAAGUUUGGCAACAUGCUAAAACCCCACAUGACUGACCCAGCCUUCUCUGAAGCUCAGGCGACUGUGGGGACCAUGCUGUCUGACAAGCUUGUUGAGCUUGCCAGGCACCGAAUAGAUACUCGUGGUGACCACCCACUCAACCAUUACAACUUGUUGGAGUCUGUCUACAAUGACAAAUACAAAAGUAUGGGCACAAGCCACAUCUCUGUGCUUGCUGCAGAUGGCAGUGCCGUGUCUGCCACCAGCACCAUCAACUACCCGUUUGGCUCCUUUGUAUAUUCAAACCAAACUGGGAUCAUUUUAAAUAAUGAACUUGCUGAUUUCUGCAUAGCAAACAGAAACAUUAACCCAGGAGAAAAGCCUCCCUCAGCAAUGGUGCCUUCCAUCGUCAUCUCCAAGUCAGGAGACAUGCUGGUGAUUGGAGGAGCAGGUGGGGCCUGGAUUAUCAGUGCUACUAGCAUGGCAGUUAUAAACAAGCUGUGGUUUGGCUAUGACUUGGAACACGCCAUUUCAGCUCCUGUCAUGCACACUGAUGGGGACAGGAUCCUGUUUGAGGAUCAUUUCAGUGAGGAGAUUAGGAAUGGCCUGCUGGGAAGAGGACAUAAAGAAAAGAAAGAUAAAUUGGCACUGAAUGUUGUGCAGGGAAUUUCCAGGGAAGGAAAAUGCAUCUCUGCUUACUCUGAUAAAAGGAAGCUGGGGAAGUCAGCUGGAUAUUAG